Messenger RNA from Poecilia latipinna (sailfin molly), 6318 nucleotides. RefSeq lists its product as uncharacterized. Bases 255 to 857 code for a protein of 200 amino acids. The transcript has 4 exons. NCBI's taxonomy places the organism in Eukaryota, Metazoa, Chordata, Actinopteri, Cyprinodontiformes, Poeciliidae. The record is from RefSeq and is a predicted model, not a curated record.
GACUACGAACGUCGAACAGUUAGAGUAGGGGUAAAACUGUCGGGUGUGAAGUUGUCUUGUUUUAUUUUUCCUCCUAACGUUUUGAGGAACGAGUUGAAGGAGGGAAAGAAGGAUGGGAAUAAGUCACAUUUGAACUCAAGUGAGAGAGUUGUCAUGUUUGAAAGGACUGAGGGCUGAGGAAAAGAAGGGAGGAACUACUUCUGCUGGUGGUGGUUUAUAAUUUUUUUUCUCCCUUCGAAGAGGACGACUGCCUCAUGUCCAAGGAGACUGUCCAUCCAUCAGAAGGGCCGGCGGGUCCAGGACAGGGCCCACGGCAAGAGACAAGUCCCCUGCUGUUAGCGUCACACGAUGCUUGUGACUGUGAAUCAACAGGAAGCGCGUCUUCUCCUAGGAAACAAUCCGCUGAAGGACAAAGUCUCGUGACGGAGGAGAAGCCUAAUUAUUGCAAGCCUGUGAGGACUCAGCCGCGGUCCGAGUCUGACCUGAAGCCAGCGCCUUCUGAGGAGGCGGAGCGAGAGACUGCCAAGGACCAAAAUGGCUUUCCCCACAACAGCUCCGGCACGCCCACAGCAUCCAACGCCAACGGAAUCCACUCCGGCAUCGGCAGCCCUGAGGGCACGAGGACGUGCACCUGCGGCGCCGGCGUCGGGGCUAGCGCGGCGGGCAGGUCGGGCCCCGGGCACGCGCCGGCGACAGCCAUGCCACAGACAGAGCAGCCCAGGAGGCAGCCGUCCAUGCCCGUGUCUCACAGGGUGCAGAGGAAGCUGAAGUCCAGCUUGUCGGUCAACAGUGACAGCAGCAGACGGAGCAAAGGCAGCUCCACGGGCUCGCAGAAACCUCCUUUACCAGAGGGUUAGUAAUCGGCACACAAUGUUGGCAAUUAAAGAUUAAAACGCAGUACUAAUUCGAACUAACUUUUCUGACUCCUAAUUAUAUAAUUCUGUCUCUUCAUCUCAGCUUGUGUCGACCCUAAUAUCAUUCUAACUUUGUUAGCAAAGCUUCGAGCAGCAGGAUUUAGUCAGGGAUGGUAAAGGCAAUUUAGACACUAAUGAUGAAAAUCGACCUUAUGGCCUGGUUAAACCGUUGGUGUCAUUUGGUGUCCAGUUUCUCACCCAAUAUGCCACCAAAAUGAUCAUAAUAUUUAUCUGAAAUUUUGGGGAGAAAAUAAAGUUUUCUAAUUCUAAGUUUAUUGAUUUUUACUUGAUGGCAGCAGUUCAGAAAGUUUAUGAAGAAAGUAUCGACCACAUCCUGGUCUUGUUUGCAUAAAAUCAACAUCCAUUUUUCUUCAUGUAGGAAAAUACAAGCCUCCUGACUUACCAGAGUUCCACAAAAGAACAGAUGAGCGAAACCAAAAUGGCGGGAAGCUUGGGGCAUUUUCUCGGACGGCUCGUGAAGUAAUACCCCCAUCAGCUAUCGAUAAUAAAUUCUUACCUUCUCUCACCUUUUAAUGAUGAAGGUGCCUGACCUCUCGUAUUUAUCACUCCCGUCAACCAAAUGACAUCUUAUCUCUCUCCCGUGGCUUUUAUUUGCCUUAACAAUAAGUCAGAGGGUGCGUUGGGCGUGCGGGGAAGCCAUCACUUUUGUCAGGUGAGAGGCUGAGGUGAGUCCGGUAAUGAAGGUGGCUGCCCGGUCCUCUUCCGUCGGGAAGAUAGGUGCGAGCGUCUAACGAGGCCUGAGAGCACGGGGUGCCUAUUAUAAGUCGUGACCAACCUUCUUCAGGCCCCUCACACCUCUCUGGGCCCUUUUUGGCUCUCCCCACAUCCCAUCAGCAACACCUUGGCCCUCAUUAGCAGGGCCCCGUUGCUCCCCUCUUCAAUCUAUUGCAUUUGGUGGCUGUGUGUUCUCCGCCGCUUCAGUACGCUUCCCAAGGGAUAAGCAUAUUUUGCUGUUUAUUUGACUUAUUUACAGGUCUAUUUCAGUAAAUUGCGUUUAGAUCUUACAGCUAAAGAAAACCCACGAUUCAGUUUCAGAAAAUCUGAAUAUUACUUAUUCAUGCAUAAAAGAAACGAUUUUAGUAGAGAAAUGUUAUUACUCAAGUCACUGAUACCCUCCACAAAGAUGGUAAAUCACAAGUGGUCUCUACUGCAUAAACUGCAUGUUUUGAAAACGGAAUCUAACUAUAUUAACAGAUAAUUAGGUGGAAGGAAAAAUGUGGUUGAAAAAGCCCCACAUGCAAGGAUAAUGGCAGCCUUGAGGAUUGUGAAGCAAAGUCCAUUCAUGAGCUUAGGAGGACAUUUACAAGGCUUGUUCAGAAUGUCCAGAACCACUGCAGAUGUAUCCACGACAACAGCUGCAACUGUUGGAUCGAGGUCACUGCAUCUGGAGGAACAGUGGAGAGGCUUAGCAUACGAGUCGCCUGUGGUCCAGUGUGAAGUUUCCACAGAGUUUAGUUGGGGUGUCAGGCUAUCUGCUGCUGUUGGUCCACUGCAGAUUAUCAGAUCCAAAGCAAGUCCAACCAUCUAUCAAGAAAUCUGCUGCUGACAGGACUUGUUGAGAUGCCGAAUUCAUUUUCCAGCAGCACUCGGCACCUGCUCACACUACCAAAAGUACCAGUACCUGGUUCUAAUGACCAGGAAGUGAUUGUGUUCACUGGACCAAACAAUGCAAGAAUGCUGAAGGUUGUCAUCAAAGCAGCACAUCAGCAGAGCUGAUGGUACAGUGGUACAAUAAUUUAUGCAAGUAGCCCUAGCCAAGAGUUGAGUACAUAGAUCUACUUUUCUUCCUUUUUUCUACCACCCUUUUACCUUGGUUUCAACUUUCCAGAUUGUUGAAAAUACUUGCGUACUGCCCUUGGAGCUUUAUUGCCUUACCUCUCCAUGGCUUGUAUCAGUGACUCAAAUCAGCAGCCUUCCCCAGGAUUGUGUAUGUUGUAACUUUGUAUUUUCGUAUUCAAAUUGUUUAUUGAUCACAUUAUGCUCUAUUUGAAGAUUCUGGAAACAGAUUUUUUUUUUUCUUGGAGGGGGGCUGAACUAUCUGUAAGCCUUAACCAUCUAAUUUAAUCUACAUAAAUGCUUGAAAUAUAUCCCUUUGUGGCUCCAAGUUUAAAUUAAAUAUAAACUGUAAUCUGAUAAAAAUAAUUUUUAAAAAAGUCUGUGAUUGGAAGAUAAUUUUAAAUUGGGGCUGUCAGAUCUUUAUUCGAUGCAUCAGAGCAGAACCAAAAACAAAGGCCGUACCCUCAUCCUCAAUUCUUCUCAAGUUUAGAUAAAAUGCAACCACCAGAUAUGGUCUCAAUGUGUCAUGUUUUCCACGUCUUAAUUGGUGGCAAAAAAAAACAAAGUAGAGGAAGCGCAGGGAAAAAAAAAAAGCACUAAACGCUCAACAAGUCUCAUUACAGCUUUCGUGUUGCCUUUUUGAAGAUGCCAGAGCUCUCAGUAUCAAUAUGCUGGUUCUCAACUGUUUAUUUCCCCCCGGAUGGCAGCCAAGCUGUUGUUUGAAUGUUUACACGGAUUAACAUAAUCUGUUUGCCUGUUAAAUUAGCCUCCUAAACAGCCCCUCUGAACACAGGAAAUAAAAGGCGCGAGCUAGCAGAAGCUAGCUCUGGGGACUCUCCCGCUCUGAAUGAUUCUUGGCACACGCCGUUGGCUCCGGAGCCAACAACCCCGAUGCUUCUGAGCAGCCGUUUAGCAGGCUGCUUUUUGCACAGCAGGGUGGGCCGUCUCAACUCUUGUUGUCUGUGUAUCGGUUCAGAUCUCCGAGCUGCUUUGGCCUCGUUCCGAGAUUCAGAGUCAACCCCCACUCUUUUUUUGUCUUUCUUUGCCAUUUCCUCGGAUGUUUUUGCGCCUUGUCUCAGUCAUACAUUAUAAAAGGGCCGGCUUUUAAGUCGUAUGUGGUGGACCUUCACUAUCCAACCCACAUGGUCACUCAGGCUUUGUCUCAUCACCCCUCUCCCGCUUUCUUUUUUUUUCCCCUCCUCUUCGAGGGUUUCGAUGUUUUGCACAGCUUGCCGCUCCGAGGCCCAUCCAGCUUGUUUUGUGUCACGCCGCUCCCCUUUAUUUUUUUGAUGUCAGCUUUCCACACGUCUCUUACUAUUUCCUCGGAGACGCCUGGACGCCGGUUUUCGGGCUUCAUCUCCACCGACUGACAUUAAACAGGAGCGUUGUGAGUGUGCGAUGCGCUCAGUCUGUCCGUCGGUUGGCUUCUCUCCAUCUCCGCCCGUCUUUCUCGUGUGUUUUCUCGCCCAUCUGUGCCUCACGUCCAGCUCUCUUGUGUGCAAUGUACGACCCUCCCCUCGCUCCCCUCCCUCCAUCUCCUCCUCCUUGCUGGCUUCUGUAAGAUCCAGACUAAUCGCUGGUGCUGAAUUAUACAUCCAAGUGAAUAGCUGAGAUGGCUGUCCACUGCUUAAUGUCUGUGUACUGUUUUUGUAUCAUACUCAAAGUCUGCUGUUGCACUGUUGGCAUGGCUAUACCCUCUGGGUGUUUCAGAGUUUGUUAAGCUGAACUUUAAAGUUUUGAGCUGGUUUCUCCGGAGCCCUUGCAUUUCGCUGCCAGUAAACAGGAGAACGAGCCACAUUUUCUCUCUGCCGAGUUCUCUGGGUGUAGAUGCAGCACCCUGCAAAAUAUUUAUACCCCUUGAACUUUUUUUUCACAUUUUGUCAUUUUACAUUUAGAUGUCAUUGUAUUUCCCCCCCUCCCCCACCGCCCCCGCCUCUUUAUAGAUGCAUCAUUUUCAAAUUUCUUUAAAGUAUUUUGAAGAACAUAAAUCAUGAAAUUCUGACAGGGCUUCAGCUAACAGAUUAUUCUGACAAUUAUAUAAACGGAUAAACAACAUCGGCACAUUUUACAGAUUAGAAACGCAUUAAAAAAUGGGAUUAUUUCACUGAAUUUGAACCAGGUGAAGCUAAAACACGGCAAUUAUUUAUUUAUUUUAGUUUUUUUUUUUUUUUUUUUUUUUUUUUCAGCAAAUGGCCUGUUUUGAGAUCUAUAUACUCCAGUUAUGGAUUAAUUGAUUGCUAAAUUAGUUGACGUUUAUUACAAAAAUUGAUUUAUCACGAUUAAUCUGAUUAUCCAUUUCAGCCCUAAAUUGUUGGAAGUUGCUAAGAGGUACAUUUGCAACACAAACUGCAUUAAGCAAUUAUCAUGAGGUAUUACUUGUUUCUGUGUAACUGACCCUCCCACCUGAGCUGUGGAUCUCCACAACUCCUCCAGAGUCGCCACAGGACGAUUUGUUUUUUGUGUUCUCUCCUUGGUGUGCCAGCUCAAGUUGCACGGUGCACAAACUUUUGACGUUUAAAAUUUCUUUAAAUUUUAAGAUAUUCACAGAACAAAUUAAUGAGAUUAAAUUACGCACAGAUUUACUCUCAAGCUGUAGUACUUCCGAAGAAAAUUUGUUUAAUUUGGGUUUAACAGGGUAAAGGGAUUGAAAGAUGUAUGGUCAGCAAACAUUAUUCAGAUUUUUCUUCAUUUAAAAAAACAAAACAAAAGCAAAAUGUAUGAACCAUAGUUUUCCUUCCACCUCAGUUUGUAUUAUGCUCUGUCUGUCACUUAAAAACCCCAUAGAUAAGUCUUAAGCUUUGUGGUUUAAUGUGACAAAAUGUAGGAAACUUCAAGGGGUAUGAAUACUUUGCAAGGUUCUGCGAGUUCUCAUGCAUCUUCCAUCGCCGCCCAUCUUGAGGCCUCAGAUAAGGAUAAAACUUCAGGCGUCCAUUCUGACAUGUACGCAAGCUCUUUCCUCGUUUCAUAUUCCUCUCGCUAUCUUGUUUGUAUCAGCCUGCGCUUCUGGUCAGCUCUGCAGCCCUCAGCACUGCAAAAUUACAGGAGGGGGGGGGAAAAAAAAAAAAAAAAAAACUCCUUUCUACUUUGAUUAAUCAAACAUGAACAUUCAGUGGGGCUCAGUUCGCCUUCCCUGUUCUGUCCUCCACACUCUGCACCUUUUUUUCCCCCCUCUAACCCAAUCAGUAACAGGCACUUCUGACGGCUGGAGAUGGGCUGAUGAAAGUCAUGCAAAUGCAGUCUGUUUGUAAUGCUAUUUUUCCCCGCAUCCAUCCACAUCAUGUCUCUUUAACACUCCAAAGCAGUGGCGCGGCUCUGAACUCUGAUCAAAAAAAAAAAGAAAAACAAAGAAACGGCUGCGAGGAGUAGUGUGCCAGGUUCACUUGCGGAAGGACUUAUAGUUCAACAACAGAACUUCUUGGAACUUCUCGAGUGCUGAAGAGAGUUGAAUAGCAUUACUUUUAUGCAUUUAUACCUUACAUUUUGAUUUGUUUACUUUAAGUUUUUUAUAUUUGUUUCCAGAUACAGUGCAUUGCAAAACAAUUUAUUCCCCUUAAGCCCUUUUAACAAUUUGUCAAGUUGUAACCACUGACUUUUCUGUGUUUUUUUU